Messenger RNA from Aspergillus calidoustus, 1056 nucleotides. The record is from the annotation of a GenBank genome assembly. Lineage: Eukaryota; Fungi; Ascomycota; Eurotiomycetes; Eurotiales; Aspergillaceae.
AUGGUCCUGUCUAACCCAGAGAAGACGAUCCGCAAAAUCGACAUCGCCCAGGUGUCCCUCAACCUUCAGGAUCGUCUCGGUCUCGCCAAAGUCAAAUACCAGAACGGGCGGCUUCCCUCACGCCAGAAUGGCGGCCUACACAUAUCCUUUGGUGGCAGCGACAAGCCAUCAGACUCCUCCUCCGAUGUUUCCAAUAGCCGCUGCGAGACCCCUCUGACAUCGCCGCUGCGAGUAUCAUCCUAUUCGAAGGAGCUACCACGGUCGUCCCGGAACAGACAUGCUGCAACCUUCAACUCCCGAGUCAUGCAGCCGAUGCUCUCUGCUAGUCGAAAACGUAUACGAUCAGACUCGAUUGCAGACCGUCCAUCAAAAGUAUCGCGAGUGUCAUGGAAGAGCUCCUAUCAACUGCCCGAGUCGUCGCCUGGAUUCCACCGUCACACCAGCUCCCGACACAACCUGCCGCUCAUAAGGGAAACCGCUCCCAUCCCGGGGCUUUCGUCACCAGGAUACCAUGCCCAGUCGGAUGAUGAUAAUGACCCGGAUCUUCCGGUGCACAGUUUCCAAGUCAGCUCUGUCGUGGGCUCAUCGCCUCCUCGAACACCUCCCCCGAAGCAUGCAUCCCUCUCCCGGAAGGACCGCAACCUCCGCCAUGAGGAUGGAGCAGAUCUCCUCCUGUAUCUAGCCAACUCCCCAACGCCAGCUAGAAUUGCAAGCAAGAAUCAGCCCCAAGCUUUCCCUCCGUCGACUCCGCCCAGUCAACAUGCCGUUUUGCCAUGUCUGACACCGACUCCUGGAGGAGGGGGUGUCUUCCCCAACUUUGGCACUCCCAACCAGCAGUUCAACUUUGCGGACUUUGUCAAUGUGACUCCUAGCCCAGCUCAACCUGCGUGGGGUGGCCGAACCCCAGGUGGCCUUGCUAGAACCCCUCUCGCUAGUAGAGAUGUUCGGAAGCGAUCUAACUUUGACAACCUGCUACCUCCAGGAAUCGAAAGCCCGAAGCUACGAGAAAAGGGAUCUGGCGCUGUCUUACAGCUGGGCGGAGAAUUGCGACCAUGA